ACUACAGCUCCCGGAGCGCCCCGCGCCGUUCCCAUGGCGACGGGCAGCCGGGCCCGGGCGGACAGCGGCGAUGCCCAAGGCCGGCGAUACUCUGUGGGAUAUUGCUAGAGAUGAAGUGGAGAAGAGAGAAAACUCCGGCCACGAUGGCGAGCGUGUGGAAGUUUGGGAAAAAUCAGUGUUGUUUAUGGGAAGCAAAAACGGGGGGAAGACUACUAUCAUACUGAGGUGUCUUGAGAGGGAAGAGAUUCCAAAGCCAACGUUAGUUUUGGAAUAUACCUUUGGGAGAAGAGCAAGGAGACACAAUGCACCCAAAGAUAUAGCUCAUUUUUGGGAAAUAGGAGGUGGAACUUCGUUACAGGAACUGAUUCGAAUACCAAUCACUGUCAACAACAUAAGGUCAUUUGCAGUAGUUCUCGUAUUGGAUCUAUCCAAACCUAAUGAACUCUGGAUGACUAUGGAGAAUCUUCUGCAGGCCACCAGGAACCACGUGAAUAAAAUUUUAGCCAAACUGGAAAAGACAGAUCAUGAAGUAGCUGCUGAAAUUAAGCAGAAGAUGCAGAACAAUCUACAGAGGGAUCAUCCAGAUUAUGACUUGGUUGACCCUUUUCCAAUACCCUUGGUGAUUAUUGGAAGCAAAUACGAUAUAUUUCAUGAGUUUGACUCUGAAAUGAGGAAAAUAAUAAGCAGGACACUUCGAUUUGUUUCGCAUUAUUAUGGAGCAUCACUGGUGUUUACCAGUAAAUCUGAGGCUCUCCUGCUGAAAGCUCGUGCUCUUAUUAAUCACUUGGCAUUUGGCUACGAUAGAAGCAAGUCCGUAUCAGUGGAUCACAGCAAACCACUAUUUAUCCCAGCAGGCCUGGAUUCACUGAGCCAAAUAGGGCCACCACCCACCUCUGACAGCAACAUUGGAAAGUUGCGUGCAAACACACCUUUAGAACUGUGGAAAAAGGUGUUUGAGAAGACAUUUCCUCCUAAGAGUUUCAGUGGCUUACAAGAUAGCAAGGACCCUGCACAGGACUCACAAUAUGCUGAAUACGAAGUUGAUGUCAUGAGAGCUCAGAAAAACCAGGAACUUGAACAAUACAAAAGAAAUGCCUCCAAAUCCUGGAAAGAAAUGGAUUUUGAUCCUGAUUGAUGAACUGCUGAAGGCGUCCUCAGUUUCACGUUUGCAAGAUUUGAACAUGAAGGUGGCAUCAGUCAGUCCUAUCUGUUUUAUAAUUUGUAACAAAUUACUCAAUGUAUUUUUGAACGAUACUGCCUAAAUCAUGUGUGUAAAUGCAUACAAGUUUUCACACUCAAAGUUUGAGUGCAACUGCAAGCUUAAGUACACCAGGCAUCUUCAAAUCCAAAGCUUAACAAUGCAUUUCCCUCAUAAUUUGACCUAUUUGAAUAGUUCCAGAAAAAUGUGCAGAACAAAGUAGAAUUAAAAACAAUUUUGACCUGAUCUAAAAUUCGUAAGUCUUCUUUAUCUCAGCUUCAGUAUCAUAAGGUUUGAUUCUUCCUCUGCAGUGUUUCAAUACCUUUUCACAGAAUUCAAAACAAAACAUUUCUGUCAAACAUUCUAAUGAAGAAGUCAUUGUAAUAAAUUUGAAAAAUAUUUGGUUCAGAGUGGAAGUUUAAUUAAUUCUCAUUCAACCUAAGCUAGAAAAAUGCUGGCCUAAAUAUACACAGCUUUUUGUACAUGGACUUCCUCACUGCAGUCAGCUGGGCUGAGUCUUCUGAGAAUAAGCAAGACAAGAUCUGCGUUAAAGCCAGAGAUGGCUCUUGAAAGCUAAGACUUGUAGACCUGCCUAAACAGGCACUUGGCAGACCAGAAUGCAAGAAUAUUCCCUGAUGAACAACUCUCUAUGUGGGCAUAAAAAUGGCAAAGACAAAUUAACCUAGUAUCAUUCCAUCCUUUUAGAUAUAUUUUUUUCAUGUAUUUCUUUAUUGAAUUUUUUGUUCGUGUAACUUUUGUAUCUGAGAAUAUUAUACAUAAAGAUAAUUAGAAGAAAAUCUUGGCCUCACAGUUAAGUGAAAAGCUUGCAUUAACUUGAGGAUUCCAUACUUGUUGUUAAAAUGUGUGUUAUCUUAAAACUGUAAAAUUAAACUAAUUAUUUUACUAUGGAAUUUUAAGGUACAAGUAUACUUAAUUCUGCAAUAAAUAAUUUAUUCAAUGAAUAUGAAA
This is a messenger RNA of Phasianus colchicus (ring-necked pheasant), 2167 nucleotides long. It is a transcript of the gene DYNC2LI1, whose product is annotated as dynein cytoplasmic 2 light intermediate chain 1. Gene Ontology annotation, molecular function: dynein heavy chain binding. Gene Ontology annotation, cellular component: ciliary basal body; cytoplasmic dynein complex; axoneme. The record is from RefSeq and is a predicted model, not a curated record. Lineage: Eukaryota; Metazoa; Chordata; Aves; Galliformes; Phasianidae. Gene Ontology annotation, biological process: intraciliary retrograde transport; intraciliary transport involved in cilium assembly.